UAGAAGGAAUAGCUUUCGGCCAUGAGGUUUCUGGUAUCUAUUCUAUUUUUACUAUAUUCGGCCACUCACUCCUUAGUAGCCACCGUCACCAAAAGGUCCAUAUCCAUGUGAAUGCCAUCUUUGGUGGUAACCUUGUCCCAUUCCACCUUCAUCUCCUCUCGCGCCUUGGGCCUCAUGUCUAGUGGGAUACCACCAUAUGUCUUGCCCGACGAGCUGGUGUCUAGCCACUCAAUCAUCUCGUCCCCGUCCUUAGCCCACUUGACGAUCUUGUUAAUGACCAUGUCUCUCUUUGGAAAACCGGCGUCAUCGAGGAGCUUCUCGAGAUCCCGCCGCUUGAUGAACUUAGGCCCACUCUGCUCUGGGUAGUUGCGGUAUGGCUCUCUUGACAGCACGUCUUCCUUGAUCCUCUCGUGCACCGCGACGAAGUCUCCGGAACCUCCUGAUAUGCCGAGCCGACCUCCGGACUUGAGCACGCGGCCGAAUUCUUUAACCGCUGCGGGCUGGUCUUCUACCCAAUGGAAGGUUGAAUUGACAUAUACUAUAUCAAAACUGCCCGUGGCGAAUUGUGACAGAUCCUCUGCCCUGCCGACGUGGAAUGACAGGUUUGGCGUUUUGAUUUCUUGCGCGAGGGUAAUGCGUUCUUUGCUGGGGUCGAUGCCGACCACGCUUCCCUUUUCCCCGACAACCUCCGCGAUGUGGGCGGUGAUGUUGCCGGGCCCGCAGCCGACGUCGAGGACGUGCAGGCCGGGAGUGACUCCGAGCCUGUUCAGCAGGAACAGCCCAGCGUCGAAUUGGGUGUUGUUGACGGAUGUGUAACCCUUUGCUAGCUCUUCGGUAUCGGCCAUGGUUGUUCCGGGAUGGCGUUUUUGAUAUCUAGAUAUCGAGUUUGCUGCCGUAAACACUCACCAAUUACAGACACUCGACAGCUGCCAUUCCGUCCUACAUAUGUGUGAGCAUCGCGGGUCCCGUCGGUGGGUUCCUCGUCGCGAUCAAGGCCAAGUGCCACCGAAACUUGUACCCUGCGCGACUCAGGGGUAUCUGCAGGAGGGUGCUAGGCUGAAAGUGACAUGCGGUACUUUGAGCAGGUUUUGAGCAUAUUUGAGACCAAUGUUACGGGAAUCCUACGCUCAGCUUCAGCUAGCCGUAGCGUAAGAAUAAGACUGCGGGACCGCGAAUAAAACACAUGAACACAAACCACAAGCGCUACAUGGGUACAGGAUUCUUCUUAAACCAGAUCAUAGAGAGAACAUAUCAAGCACCAGCUGACAAAUCAUAUCGACAGCCUUGACACUUCCCCCUAGAUUUACCAACUUCCGGGAAAGCUUGGCGCGACGCAACCAUUCCAAGCUCAUGUUCGGUGUGGUUGAACGCUUGUCUUCUUGGAGGAGUUCCUCGACCUAAAGGUUUGGUCAAUUUCAGGCCAUGGUUGACAAACUCUUCUCCGUGACUUCGAUAGUCGCGACUCUUGUAAUUCUUUUGUCUGCAAGAUUCAUCGUCCAGGUCCUCCAACGACGCUUAUUGCACCCACUCCGUGCCGUGCCUGGCCCAUGGGCCAACAGCAUAUCAGAACUCCCAGCCGCAUUUGCCCUGGUCACGGGGAACCAGCACGUGUAUUACAAGUCGCUGCAUGACAAGUACGGCCCGGUCGUACGGGUCUCUCCCAAUGAGCUUAGCUUCGUCCGGCCAGAGGCCCGGGAAGAAAUAUAUGGCCUUCGGAAAGGCGGGCUCAAUAUGGAGAAGAGCCCUAUUUUCCUGGGCGCUGUCGGGGGCGUGGAUGGACAGACCGGAGUCAGUCUGGCUUUGAAUGCAGACCACGCCCGCCAACGGAGGGCAUUAGGGUGGUUAUUCACAAACAGCGCAUUACGGAACUUUGAAGAUCUGAUGAAAAUUCAAGUCCAAAGAUUUGUUUCCGUGCUUGAGCAAAAGUCAGACGAGAAACAACCUGCAGAUGUGUCGAGCUGGUAUACGUACCUUGCGUUCGAUAUCAUGGGGGAUCUCUGCUUUGCUGAACCAUUCGGAUGCCUGCAACAAGCAUCUAAUACGGAAUGGUCCACAUCAGUCAUCAACGUCUUUGUGGCGGCGACCUGGACACAGGGCAUACGCCGACUCUCGGGCGUCGGGACGUGGCUCGAAUCCAUGAUGCUUCGGCUGCUUGUUCCUCCUAAAGCAGCUGAAUGGGCCAAAAUUCACCUCAGGAACUCGCGUGAGAAAACAUUGCACCGCCUUGCAGAUCCAGAUAGGGAUCACACAGACUUCAUGUACCACAUCCUCAUCAACAACGAGUCGAAGAAAUCCCUGUCGCAGACGGAAAUCACCUUGAACAUGGCACUCUUCAUUAGUGCUGGGACGGAUACAACAGCGACGGCCCUCACCGGGUGGACAUACUUCGUGUGCACACAUCCCGAGGUAUACAGCCGUCUCGUCAACGAGAUCAGAAGCGCCCUGGCAACGGAGGAAGAUGUCAGAUGGGAAAAGGUCAAGGAUCUGCAUUAUCUUGAAGCCACCCUGCACGAAGCACUCCGUCUCUACCCGCCAUCACCGGCCAGCCAGCAACGCAUAGUCCCUCGAGGAGGAGCGACCAUCGACGGCUACUUCGUUUCCGAAGGGAUGACUGUUGCUGUCCCACCCUGGGUCUCGACACACUCCCCUCUUAAUUUUCGGAAGCCCUUUGAAUUCAAACCUGAGCGUUGGCUUGGCGAAGAGAACGAGUUCUCCAACGAUCGACUAAACGCGUCCUUGCCGUUUGGAACGGGCCCGAGGGUUUGCAUCGGUAGAAAUCUGGCAUACAUGGAGAUGCGACUCAUAUGUGCCCAUCUGCUCUGGAAUUUCGAUGUACAGCUAGAUCGAGGGAAGUACCAGGCAAAGAAUGAGGUGUGGGGACUGGAUGGCAGGUUAAAGACCUUCAAGAUCUUCCACUCGAUGACGAAGCCUGAGCUAUGGGUUCGGCUGACAAAGGUUCAGGCAGGAGGGUGUUAGGAAGAGAGCUUGAAGUGGUUGGCUUCAAGGCAUCGGCGGCUCUACAUGCAACGUUCCAAGGUGAAAUGCCACCCCGUUCCCAAGUGGAAUAGACAGAAGCAGAAGGGCAAUAAACUGGUUUCGCUUCUAUUGCGCAUACGUCCG
This is a messenger RNA of Diaporthe batatas, 3120 nucleotides long. RefSeq lists its product as uncharacterized. The transcript has 5 exons. The record is from RefSeq and is a predicted model, not a curated record. The coding region runs from base 1423 to 2976 and encodes 517 amino acids. NCBI's taxonomy places the organism in Eukaryota, Fungi, Ascomycota, Sordariomycetes, Diaporthales, Diaporthaceae. Gene Ontology annotation, molecular function: iron ion binding; monooxygenase activity; heme binding.